Messenger RNA from Musca vetustissima, 948 nucleotides. Its product is annotated as DNA-binding protein RFXANK-like. The transcript is spliced from 4 exons. NCBI's taxonomy places the organism in Eukaryota, Metazoa, Arthropoda, Insecta, Diptera, Muscidae. Bases 1 to 948 code for a protein of 315 amino acids. Gene Ontology annotation, molecular function: protein binding. The record is from RefSeq and is a predicted model, not a curated record.
AUGGAUUCAGAAGAUGAGGUGCAAGAUGUAUACCCUCCGGAAACAGUACUAGAGAAAGCGGAUAUAGAGGUCGAACAGCAAGACAAUGAAAGUGACAAUCAGGCCCAAGAUUCUACAUCUAAUAUGGAAGAUUUUGAAGAAAUACAAACUGGAAAACGUAAUAGAGAUGCCUUAGAUGACACAUAUGAUAAUAUUAAUGUAAAAAGAAUAAUCAUGUCACAAUCUACACAAGCUAGCCAAGAGUCACAACGCCAAACCGAUACACCUUCCCCAAAUACCAUCACCUCAACACCUCUGUCCACUCCCAACUCAUUGCAUUCUUCGAGUUUCCUACACGAUCAUUCAGCUUCGGGGCAAACGGGUAAACAUAAAUCCGCCUUUCUACCAUAUCGACCACAGACCACCGUCCUCACCAAUCUUCAAAGAGGUAAUACAGAAGCCACAUUUUGUCCCGUUGAAGUCAAACUAUCAUUUCAUGAACGGGCCGGACAAGGUGAACUGACAGAUGAACAAAUUUUACAGCAGAAAGCCAUAAAUAUCGACUUUAAAGAUAGUUUCGGGUUUACACCUUUGCAUUGGGCCUGUUACUAUGGCCAAUUUGCCACAGUGCAAUCAUUAGUUGAGGCCGGGGCCAAUAUCAAUGAAGAGGCCCCGGAAAUGGUUACCCCUUUAAUACUUGCCGCCUCGGGUGGUCAUCAUGAAGUUGUCCGGCUACUUUUGGAUAAGGGUGCUGAAUCUACACAUAUGGAUAUUGUGGGUAAUACAGCUUUAAUGUAUGCCGCUGCUGGUAAUCAUCCGCAUACUUGUAAUGAGAUAUUAUCCCGUGACCCGGAUAUGACGGCGACAAAUGAAAAUGGUGAUACGGCCUAUGCUUUGGCCAUAGAGAAUGGUUCCACCCUAUCACAAGCUGUCCUAGAACAAUAUUUAACUGCAGUUUUGUCAUUAUGA